AUGGGUUCUCCUAUAGCACCAGUGGUGGCCAAUAUUUUUAUGGAGGAGUUUGAGCAGAGAGCUUUGGAGAGCUGCCCGCAUAAACCCAGACUGUGGUGGCGAUAUGUGGACGACGUGUUUGCUGUUGUAUCACACAACGAUCUGGACCCGUUACUCGUCCACCUGAACGAGCGGCAUGCCAAGAUUAAGUUCACCAUUGAGAAGGAGUGCAAUGGGGCACUCCCUUUUCUGGAUGUCUUGGUGCAGCGGGACGAGCAUGGCCGGUUGACUCAUAAAGUGUAUCGUAAGUCUACACACACUGAUCGGUACCUGCAAGCUGACUCACACCAUCACCCCGCACACUUGUCUUCCGUUCCACGCGCGCUCAUCAAUAGGGCUUUACGGCUCUGUGACCCGCAGUACGUGCAAGGUGAUUCGCUGAACGGCGGCGGUGCGGAGUGA
Molecule: messenger RNA, 441 nt
Organism: Cydia fagiglandana
Lineage: Eukaryota; Metazoa; Arthropoda; Insecta; Lepidoptera; Tortricidae
Exons: 2
Coding region: 1-441 (146 amino acids)
Source: RefSeq, a predicted model, not a curated record